AUGUCUGGAGUCGACCAAGCGUUUGCAAAGGCGAUUUCAAUUAUCAAGGUUUUAUCGAGGAGCCCUAAUGGCUUAGCGAAGCCACCUCCAGAAAGUAGAACUACUUUGUAUGGGCUCUACAAGCAAGCAACCGAAGGUGACGUGCUGGGAAUCAUGCAGCGUCCGGUUGGCGACUCUCCCCAGGAUGAAGCCAAUCGCCGCAAAUGGGACGCAUGGCGUCAACAGCAUGGUCUUAGCCGUGCAGAAGCGAAAGUGAAGUAUAUUGAGUUUCUGCUAGAGACAAUGCGCAGUGUGGCUGUGAUAACCCCUGAGUCGGAGCAGCUAAUUGCCGAGCUCGAGCAAGUAGCCCAGAUCGCCAAGUCUGGUGGGAAAAUUGAGGAUAUGGUUCCCAAAAACAUGCCUCACCAUCGAACAGGAUCCAUUGCGAGCAACCAUUCCGUUUACAGCCAGUUUUUGAAGCGGCCCACCUAUUCAGAAUUUGGUCUUAGCGAGCGAGAUAGAACCGAGCGGAUGAGCGAACGUGCCUUUGAUAGCAUGGAUCAGGGUAGUAUUGCCGGACUCAACCCUCUUAUUGCUGGUAUUCCUGGUCCGAUUGCAUACGAAGGCGACGAGGCUGCCAUUGACGCUGCGAGCUGGAAACAAAAUGUUGCUUGGCAGCUCGAAACUAUAUCCGAAGAAAUUAAUUCGAUUCGCAGACAGUAUGAUCAGCCGAUUGGCCGUCGGAAUGACGACGACGGGUUGCCAAUUAACCCGCCAUCCAAAAAGGCAGAUGUAUGGGCCCAGGUACGAUACCUUUUACAGCUUUUAUCAAAGCCACUGGUUGCAGCAUUACGUCGCAUAGCUAUUGAUACCAGUGCUUUGGUUGCAUUUCUGGUAAUUGUGCGUCUUAUUCGCAGCAACAAGGCAGUCAUGCAGCGCAUUCCGUUUACACGAAAACUGUUCACUAUACUGGGCAACAUCAUUGCUAUAGUGCUAAAGGAGGUCGGGUUUGAUAUCAAGACGCGUCCAUUUGGUUCAUCCGAGCUCAAAGAGUGA
Molecule: messenger RNA, 1035 nt
Organism: Wickerhamiella sorbophila
Lineage: Eukaryota; Fungi; Ascomycota; Dipodascomycetes; Dipodascales; Trichomonascaceae
Product: Autophagy-related protein 37
Exons: 1
Coding region: 1-1035 (344 amino acids)
Biological process (GO): fatty acid metabolic process
Molecular function (GO): fatty-acyl-CoA binding
Source: RefSeq, a predicted model, not a curated record